AUGGAUCCAUGUCUUGAUCUAAGCGGUCCCUGGGAGUGCCCGGAUUGGUUCUCUUGGGAAGGCAAUGACCUCGGCCGAAGCAUUGAUUCUAACCCACCGAAUCCUGGCAACGUUGGACUCAACGAGUUCGGGCUCGAUGAUCCACUGCCCUACGCUGCGGCUGCCGCUGCAGCUCUGUUUGAAGACGACAACCUCCCCUGUCUAUUUCCUGACCUUCCGGUCUUCGACGAGUCCAGCAUCUCCACGGAUCCUCGAGAGCUUCAGUCGCCGCCCCUACCAGGGUCCUUCUCCACGAAUGGCUCGAGCGGCAGUGGGUAUAGUCCGUCUUCAAUGGAAACGGGCUUCCCUAGUCCUUGGACGCCAUGGGAGACUCCAUGCGUGUCACCGGAUCUCCUUGGAUUGCAAUCACCGCAUCCGUAUCGCAGAUCCCCACAAGGAGACUUCAGUAACACACCACUGUACCUCCAGGACCCCAUGACCAGUAUAAUACAUACCGAACUUGAAAGUGUUGCCUACGAAACGCCAAUCGAGCUUUCGGGAACCAGUGCCUUCACGCAAUCAUCACCCCAAGCGGCCGUUCCAGACACCACCCUGACAAUGGAAGACAAGCCUCCCAAUCUUACCUCACGGAAAUGGCGCCUCCAGACGCGGCCGGUGAAAUGUCCCGUAUGCAACAAGGGUCAUACCUAUUCGACCGAGCUGAACAAACACAUCGCCGCCCGACACCGCGACGUGGCCGCCAGCAUCGGCGUGUCCAUAGAACGCUACGUUUGCGAGCUAUGCCACCAAGUCUGUACGCGGAAAGACCGUCUUGUUCGCCAUUUGAAGAACAAGCAUGGAAUUGAACCGCAGAAGCGACGGAAAAGGCCUGGGGGGUUGACUAAGACUAAGAAAUGA
Molecule: messenger RNA, 897 nt
Organism: Chaetomium strumarium
Lineage: Eukaryota; Fungi; Ascomycota; Sordariomycetes; Sordariales; Chaetomiaceae
Exons: 2
Coding region: 1-897 (298 amino acids)
Source: RefSeq, a predicted model, not a curated record